Enhydra lutris kenyoni (northern sea otter) is the source of this 6359-nucleotide messenger RNA. Its product is annotated as asparagine synthetase (glutamine-hydrolyzing). The record is from RefSeq and is a predicted model, not a curated record. Lineage: Eukaryota; Metazoa; Chordata; Mammalia; Carnivora; Mustelidae. The coding region runs from base 4538 to 6223 and encodes 561 amino acids. The transcript has 14 exons. Gene Ontology annotation, molecular function: asparagine synthase (glutamine-hydrolyzing) activity. Gene Ontology annotation, cellular component: cytosol.
UGAGGGUUAGGCUCUAAGCCUGCAGAAGUCUUUCGGCCUCUAGCCCGCUUCCUGUUCUUUUUUCUCCUGUCCCCCACUCUCCUACCCAUUCCGUACUCUCUGUAGUCAGUAUCUCUCUGGCCUUAAUGAAAGGAAAUAAGCAAGAUGAGGUAUACAAACGGGUGCUGGGUAACCAGAUACCUGAACCUGAAAGGGUUGAAACAGUGGUACCACAAAGCCUUCUGUAUCACACGUGGUUUUGUCUGUCAUUACUUCGCUUCUGUCAGGCAAUAACAGGAAGAGCUUCUUUAGGGCUUUCCAAAACUCAUCUUCUUUUUAGUUGGCUAAAGGACUUUGAAUCAGAAAGUGUUUUUGGAUAGAGGGAGGAGCCUGUGAGCCAUUGAGGCAACCCCACAGAGCCAGGAGGUGGGGAUAAAUUCUUGGCUUUAACAUCAUCUACACGGCCUUAGCUUGAAGAUGAGAAAACUGAGGUCAGAAAGAUAAGCUGAUGGGCCCAAGCUAGAAGUGCAAGUAUCCUGAUGUUCAGGCAGAAUAUGAUUAGAAGAGCACGUCUUGUGGAUCCAGGCAAACCCAAUUUCACAUCCUGGAUCUCCAAGUAUCAGGUGGGUGAAUUUGGAUAAUUCUAACUGGUGUAAUAUAAAAAGGUCCAGAUUGCAAAGUUAUUUUGAGUUUCAAAAAGACAGAUUGAUGUUGUGUGGAAUGAAAAAAAUUUCCUUCUUGGGUGCUAUGGCUCUAAAGAAUGCUCAUCACUUUAGUGUUUAGAAUUUCAGGGCUGGAAUGACCCCGGUAAUCUCUAACUUCCUUUCAAAGAUGGAAACCCAGAGAGGUUAUAGGACAUGCCUAUGGUCAUAGAAGAAGUUAGUGGUAUAAUUCAGACUGGAAUUCCAUCCUUUCCAGAAAGUGACAUUUGUCAAUGACAAAAUAGGAGGAGGAAUCAAAUUGAACCGAAUACAGGUUUGAGAAUCUACCUAGUGGUAUCCAUUGAGCUGAUGAUGAGACUCAAAGGUGAAGUCAGGUGCCACCAGGAAGGUGGCAAUCCAGUAGAAGGAGAAUAUAACCACAUCACAAGUCUAACGAUGAUCCAGCACAAAAUAAAUACACUGAGCUGUGUGUCCAGAGGAAGGAGAAAUUAUGUCUGAGGUAGAAGACAUAGUGAAAUCUACAUAGUAGUUAAUAAAAAGAUAUCCUUCCAGCUCUUCCCGUCUGCCCCCUUAUUUAUUAAUAGAACAGGUAUUUCUUUAUCCACAUGUAUGUAUCAGAUGCUCUCUUAGUAGUUAAGGAGAAACUAAAGUACAGGUUUCCCUGUUAUCUCAAAGUAGAGCAUUGCUAGGAAAACAUUUGAUAGGCCGAAAUGACAUAAAAUGAAGAAGCAGUUAUGAAUUUACAUGGAAAAUUUGAGUUUUCUCAGACCCCAAAAUAACCUCUCUUAGGCCUUUCUGAUACCUAAGGACACAUCCUGCUAAUGAAUGCACAAAAUGAACAGAUAAAGCACGGAUGCCCAUAGACGUUGCUCAAGGCUACAGCCCCUUGACUCUGAGUGUAGUUCUGGGGAAGGAACGCCUCGGUGCUCUCCUUGCCGUUCCAUCCACGGUGCCUCUGUUCUGGCUGGCUGCAAACUAAAUGCUGAACGCUAUUUUCCCUUCUCGCCUUUUCCCCCAAAGAAAAAAAUCCUCUUUGGAUUUCUUUCAGGUAGCGAAAACAGGUACUAAUGUGGUCUUUUGUAAAAGCAAGGUGGCAUACCAUGAACUUUAGAAAAGCAGUUGAUACCUGAAUGCCUAAAAACUUUGUAAUUAACGAUAUGAGGGAGAUCUGCUGCAGAGGGGUUGCUGCAAUCAAUUUAGUGAUGAUUUCCCCAAGAACGAACCAAGUGCAGAAGACCCCCUAAUUGUCAGGACUGCAGGUAAGGUCCUGGUCCUAGGUGUCAGUGGGGCACCUGGCUGGACCUCUGAGGCUAUCCUUCAGCAGGUGCACUAACACUUUAAGGAGCUGGAAAGACGCAGUUCCUCCUUGGUCCCCGCUCCUCCUCCGCCCAGCCAAGGUCUGGCAUUGUGGGCCACGCCCCUUCGCGCUGGUUGGUCCUCACAGACAUGAUGAAACUUCCCGCAAGCAUUACAGGAGCGAGGCCCGUAUAAAGUCACAGGAAGCCCGCCGCCCCGCCCGCCAUCUGCAGCCUCUACCUGGCAUCUCCCCGCUGUUCUCUCCGUCCGAGCCCAGGUAAGCCAGGCUCUACCGCCCAGCGCAGCGCCCUCCCAGCGUGCCCCAGGGCCGCCCCUGGAAGGAAAGGGGGAGGGAAAGAGAGAGGAGGAGGUGACGCUGCGGCCUCGCUUGCACACCGGAGGGCAGAAGCGGAUGCAGGCGUCUGCCCGCGCUGCGGCUCCAGCCGGUAAAGGGGGCGGGGCUGAUUGUUGCGCACCUGGGAGCUAGCUGGGAGGAAAGACUAGGAUCUAGGUCUUCCGAGGGAGGGAUCAAGUGAAAGACGGCGGGGAGGCUGGGCUGCGGCCCACUUUGGCCCUUAUAAAUUCUUACAUUUUUUAUUAUUAUUAUUAUAUUGCGUGGAAGCCUGUGGAAAUUUUCGCAGUCCGGGCGCGCUGCGGUGGACCCGCCAGAGGGUGCACGUGGCUGGAGCUCAGUUGGAGUUUCGCGCAGUCUCUUGGUCCGGGUCUCCCAGCGUCCGUCAAAGCCUAAGGGUCUGCACUUAGCCCCUCACCUCUGGCUUCCCACACCUUUUGGCUCCCCUCUCCUUUCCCCAUCCUCCUACCCAGACUGCAAGACUCAACAAGUGAUUUGAUGAACCAACCCCACCUAGGAGAGAUCUGUUCAGGGCGACGGGCGGAGCGGUAUGGAAAAAAGCAAAAGAACUAACAUUUCUUUCUCAAUGGUAUCUAUUCUGUAGGGCUGGUUUCAGAUUAAUGUUAUUAUUUUGAAGAAAAAGACAGUUUUCUGCUGGGCCCUUGGCCUACAUUAUUCCUUCAUGGGCCAUUGUCCUGGGUGCCUUGACUUAACAAUUUAAAAGCACUCAUAACUCUUUUUUCCAUUGAUUGGCCACAUUACUGUAAGAUUAAUUAAAAGUAACUUAAGUCUUGAACUUGUGCAGGAGUUGGUUGCUGAUACCUUAAUGUAAAAUAAAACAAUAUGAUGAAGUUUUUAGUUGGUAAGCAGCAUGGAAAUCAAAUGCACGGAAGCAGCACUGUCCAAUUCAGUCCACAUGUAACUAUCAAGAACUUGAAAUGCUGACUUGCCCGAAUUCAUGUGUGUAAGUGUAAAACACACCAGAUGUUGACGACUUAAUAAAGGCAAUGUAAAGUAUCUUGUCAAUAAUUUGUUAUACUGAUUAUAUUGAAAUAGCUUUUUGGUGCAUUGUGUUAAAAUAUAUUUAAAGUUAUCUUCCCUUUUUCUCUUUACUUUUUUAAUGGGCCUACUGGUAUUUUUACGAUUCCAUAUUGGCUUACAUUUCUGGGCGGCACUGUUCUAAAAGUUUAUGAGGAAGUGCAGAAAAUUACAGGGAACAGGUCAUAGCAGUAGGAAAAAGCAUUGCAAGUAGGACCUUUGCACGUAAGCCCAAGUCCAACAAAAAUAGGUAAUAGUUUUAAUGUGCUCUUUCCUGCUGGGAAAGGUAAGUGUGCUUCACUAAUGUGUGUUUCCCUUCUUUCCCCUCUGUUUUAGCGCUUAGUGUGUGUUCCUUAUGCAGGUUUAAUAAUGGGAUUCGCUAAGUGGCAUUAGGAAGACUGGUAAAUGAUUCACUAAUGACCUCUUGUGAUUUUCAAAGCAAUUUCUCAGCCCAUUUUUAACUGGUAUAGAGGAAAAGAUACAUGGCUUAUCAGUAGUCAUCUCACUUAAAUCUAAGUGAAUUUCUCAAAUGUCUUAUUAGAGCCUAUUUGGCAAAGUGCAUGGAGGGGACUGCAUAGGACAUUUCCAAGUUGUUUGAGUCACUAUUAAUUUUUGUUAGUUUGAUGUGGUCUCAUUAGAAAGCUAAACAAAGCUUUGGUUCAUUUAGAUGCAAACACCCUGAGAGGAUUGCCCAAAGUGACUGAUGUAACUUGAAUAUAUGUAUAUAUUUUCUCGAGAAUUUUUGUCCCAAAUUAGGUUUGCUGCAAAUUUGCAGUAAAGAUACCCAAAUAAGUUUCUAAGUGUGAGAUAUUUUGGUAAAAUAACUGUUUUGAGCUGGCAGCAGCCAAAUAAAAUGGCCCUUUAUUUCACAGUUGAGAAUAUGAAGUUGCAAGGAAACGUCCGUAGGAAUUGUUUGCUUCUUGGCCUAUAGGGAUUGCCACGUUGUUUUUCAGAGAUGUUGGUGUUUGUGUCCUACCUGCUUUGCUUUCCUAUGAACCAAGACAACUUUAAGACAAAAUACUUGAGAACAUUUGUGUCAUUUAGGACAUUUGGAUGGUGGACAUUAUGUAUUUCUGUCAACUUAAAAUGCUUUUUGUUAUACAGCCAAGAUAUCUGAUAUCAGACAACAUGCCUUUCUUUUUUCUCUUUAGAAUUUCUUUCAUCACGUUUGAGUAAAUCACUUAGAGAAAGCCCAUAACCCCAUUGCACCAUGUGUGGGAUUUGGGCCCUCUUUGGCAGUGAUGACUGCCUUUCUGUGCAGUGCCUGAGUGCUAUGAAGAUUGCACACAGGGGUCCAGAUGCAUUUCGUUUUGAGAAUGUUAAUGGAUACACCAACUGCUGCUUUGGAUUUCAUCGGUUGGCAGUGGUUGAUCAGCUGUUUGGAAUGCAGCCAAUUCGAGUAAAGAAAUAUCCUUAUCUGUGGCUCUGUUACAACGGUGAAAUCUACAACCACAAGAAGCUGCAACAACAUUUUGAAUUUGAAUACCAGACCAAAGUGGAUGGUGAGAUAAUCCUUCACCUAUAUGACAAAGGAGGAAUUGAGCAAACAGUUAGUAUGUUGGAUGGGGUGUUUGCAUUCAUUUUACUGGAUACUGCCACUAAGAAAGUGUUCCUGGGCAGAGAUACUUACGGAGUCAGGCCUUUGUUUAAAGCAAUGACGGAAGAUGGAUUUUUGGCCGUGUGUUCAGAAGCUAAAGGCCUUGUUAACCUGAAGCACUCCACAACUCCUUUUUUAAAAGUGGAGCCUUUUCUCCCGGGACACUAUGAAGUUUUGGAUUUAAAGCCCAAUGGCAAAGUUGCCUCCGUGGAAAUGGUCAAAUACCAUCACUGUAGAGAUGAACCUCUGCAUGCCCUCUACGACAACGUGGAGAAACUGUUCCCAGGUUUUGAGAUAGAAACCGUGAAGAACAACCUGCGGAUCCUUUUUGACAAUGCCAUCAAGAAACGCUUGAUGACAGACCGAAGGAUUGGCUGCCUUUUAUCAGGGGGCUUAGAUUCCAGUUUGGUUGCUGCCACUCUGUUAAAGCAGCUAAAAGAGGCCCAUGUUCAGUACCCUCUCCAGACAUUUGCAAUUGGCAUGGAAGACAGUACUGAUUUACUGGCUGCUAGGAAGGUGGCAAAUCACAUUGGGAGUGAACACCAUGAAGUCCUCUUUAAUUCUGAGGAAGGCAUUCAGGUCUUGGAUGAAGUCAUAUUUUCCUUGGAAACUUAUGAUAUUACGACCGUUCGUGCUUCAGUAGGUAUGUACUUAGUUUCCAAGUACAUUCGUAAGAACACAGAUAGCGUGGUGAUCUUCUCCGGGGAAGGCUCAGAUGAGCUGACGCAGGGUUACAUAUAUUUCCACAAGGCUCCUUCUCCUGAAAAAGCCGAGGAGGAGAGUGAGAGGCUUCUGAAGGAACUCUACUUGUUCGAUGUGCUCCGGGCAGACCGCACCACUGCUGCCCACGGCCUUGAAUUGAGAGUCCCUUUCCUGGAUCAUCGAUUUUCUUCCUAUUACUUGUCUCUGCCACCAGAUAUGAGGAUUCCUAAGAAUGGGAUAGAAAAACAUCUCCUGAGAGAGACCUUUGAGGACUCCAAUCUGAUACCUAAAGACAUUCUCUGGCGGCCAAAAGAAGCCUUCAGUGAUGGAAUAACCUCAGUUAAGAAUUCCUGGUUUAGGAUUUUACAGGACUAUAUUGAACACCAGGUUGAUGAUGCAAUGAUGGCAGCAGCAGCCCAAAAAUUUCCCUUCAACACUCCUAAAACCAAAGAAGGCUAUUACUACCGUCAGAUCUUUGAGCGCCACUACCCCGGCCGGGCCGACUGGCUGACGCAUUACUGGAUGCCAAGGUGGAUCAACGCCACCGACCCUUCGGCCCGCACUCUGGCCCAUUACAAGGCAGCUGCCAAAGCCUAGGGGCCCUCUGCACUCAGCCCUGCAAGGACACGCUCCUCUUGUGAAGGGUUGGGGGCUCCAGGAUAGGAAGGGGAGCGGAAGCAUCAACCACUCAGGCCCGUUGGGCAUGAAAAAAAAUAAAAGUCUUAAAUCAGAA